This is a messenger RNA of Alternaria alternata, 959 nucleotides long. RefSeq lists its product as hypothetical. The coding region runs from base 227 to 868 and encodes 213 amino acids. The transcript is spliced from 2 exons. NCBI's taxonomy places the organism in Eukaryota, Fungi, Ascomycota, Dothideomycetes, Pleosporales, Pleosporaceae. The record is from RefSeq and is a predicted model, not a curated record.
CUUAACGGUUGCAGGUCUAAUGAUUCUAUCCCAAGUUCGUUAUGUUCAAGAUGGAAAAUAUGUAAACAUUUAGGUAACGAGCUUUUAGUAAUUCGCCACAGGUACGGGUCAGCUAUUCCGAAUCUCGGAACUGGUAUCCCGAACUUGCGGGGUUCAUAUACAUACAUCAGGAACGCCCACAAACAUUUUAUGUUGUAGCCAGUACAUCUGCAUUGUCUGGUACAUAAUGGUAGCUAUUCUCACCACCGCAAGGCUCGUCUUCAAGGACUCGGUUGCGCGGCAAAAAGCCAUCGAUGCGUUUCACAAGAUCAUUGAAUACACAACACCACAUGAGCCACACGUUCUGCAAUAUGUGUGCGCAUUACCGGUAGACGAUAGCUUAGGCACCGAGAUAUACAUGAUCGAAGAAUACGCGAAUCAAGAAGCAAGCGACACACACUUGGCCACCAAGCCCGUCCAAGAUCUAAUUCAAUUAUUCACGACUGGAGAUGUCCUCGCUCAACCACCGGAAGUCCACAACUCCAAUGUGAUUGUGAACAAAUCUUCAGGGAUGCCGAUACCAGUCUCAUCAAAUCCCGCUGUCGUCCUUAUGAACAUUCCCUCGAAAUCUGAGCUUUCAACCAAAGACAAAGAGAGGUGGCGCGAAAUGUCAUCUAUUGUGAUGAAUAGCGUAAAAGGCGUAUCUGCAUUCACUGUUGUUGAAGAUCAGGAAGCAAACAGUACGCGAGUCGAAGCUGUGCUGCAGAGUUGGGAUGCCUUCGCCGAAUAUCAAGAGUUUUUGAUAGAUGGGCGACAAGACGGAGCAGUAGUGGUAAGACUUAGACCUAUUGAUGGUUUUGUUGGCCGCGAGAACGCGAGCAAGCUGUAGUUUCCAAACCCCACGUAGACAGAUAGGAGCGUUUUCCGUCCUCUUGGCUAGUUGAACGAGUAGAUAUCAACUACCCGCCUCGUUCGUGUUU